Molecule: messenger RNA, 1649 nt
Organism: Triticum urartu
Lineage: Eukaryota; Viridiplantae; Streptophyta; Magnoliopsida; Poales; Poaceae
Source: RefSeq, a predicted model, not a curated record
GUUCUGUCUCCCCCCUUGAGCCGCCGCACUGUUCAUCUUCCUCCCCCAGCAGGCACCCCUCUUCCUUCCCCAAGGCUCCUUCAUCACCAAUAGCCAAAGCAAGUUCCAUGGCUCCAGCAGCUGCCCAACCCCUCUCCAUGAGCCACACAGCCCAACCAGCAGUUCUUCUUCAUGUCUUCUCCUUGAGAAGAGAAAGAAGAUAGUUGGGCACCAUGGACAGAGAGAAAGAAGCAGCUUGUGGGGAGGUAGCACCUAAGAGGAACUAAUGCGGUUCAACAUCAUCUACAAGCCUCUGAAGAUUGUAUUUGCAGGAGUGGAGCUCUUGGGGUUCAGCACCAUCUGUGUAAGUCCUCUAAUCAGACUCUGAAGAUGGAUGUGCAAUGGGUUUUUUUGUUGUUGUUGCUGCUGCCUUGUAUCUGUUUGCUUUGCUCCUUGCAUUCUCUUUGUUUUUCCUUGCUACAGAGCCCCGGAAACAGCACUAGCAAAUUCUCUCGUAUCCUCCCUGCUCGUACUAAAGCCCCCGCCGAUCCGAACCAACCGAAUUCCCCUCCCCCGCCCGCACAUCUGCCCCCGCUCCGCACCCCGAAAUCCCCCGCCCCUCCCCCUCUCCCCCGAUCCAUUCUCUCCCCUCCUCCCACCUGGCCGACGCCAUGGCCUCGACGGGAUCCCCGCCGCCGCCCUGCUCUCGGGGAGACCCCCGCCGCCGCCCUGCCGUCCAGCGGACCCCCACCGCCGCCAUGCCCGCGACGAGGUCCCCACCGCCGCCCUGCCCUACGGGCGUUCUCUACCGCCGCGCUUCUCUGCAGGCGAUCCCCACCGCCGCCAUGCCUGCGAGGAGGCCCCCAUCGACGCCCUGCCCUACGGGAGAUCCCUACCGCCGCGCUCUUCUGCGGGCGAGCCCCACCACCGCCCUGCUCUCCCGGAGUUCCCCGCCGCCGCCCAGGGAGAUCCCGGCGGCAGCCCUCCCCUCCGGCAAGACGCGGUUCUCGCCCGAGAAGUGGGAGGGCUACUACUUCCUUGAAGAUGCCGAAGGCUAUCUGUUCCAGGAGGCCGAUGGUGGGUUCUACUUUUUGGAGUGCUUUGAAGGGGAGGGCUACUAUUACCAAAGCGAAGAAAGUGACUACUUUCACACCGGACAAAGUCUAUAUGACAAGGAUUACGGCCUGCAGACCCUUGAUUCUGAGCUACAGGCACUCUCCCUCCACAGCGACCUCGGCAAGCGGGGCCAGCUCCUGGAGGAGCGCUGCAAGGGGAGCAAGGCGCGGGACGAUGACUGCCGCGACGGUGGCUCUCCUUGCCUGAAAGUUCUCGAGGCUUCAGGAGUCUCCGGGCAUCGUCAUAUUGCCAGGCGUGAGCCAAAGAAAGGUGUCUAGUUCCUGCUGGCAGAAGUGGAUAAUCUUCUUGUUGGCGAAACCCAUGUUCUGAUCACUCAGUAGCGCUCUAGUUUGGAUUUUCUAGCCGUGUCCACUUUCACUUCCUAUGAAGUGAUAUCCUCAACUGCGUCUUGUAAUCAGCCACAAAAGAUCUACACAGACCUGACUGGACCUGAUGUAAUGCGUUGCUUGUGAUUGUAGAAGAGUUGUCAUUGGUACGUUGAAGAAAUUUGCAAUGAAGUCUUCAGAAAGCCAAGAGAUUCGUGCUAUUUUUCA